Molecule: messenger RNA, 2589 nt
Organism: Penicillium concentricum
Lineage: Eukaryota; Fungi; Ascomycota; Eurotiomycetes; Eurotiales; Aspergillaceae
Exons: 4
Coding region: 1-2589 (862 amino acids)
Biological process (GO): positive regulation of transcription by RNA polymerase II; aromatic amino acid catabolic process
Cellular component (GO): nucleus
Molecular function (GO): zinc ion binding; DNA-binding transcription factor activity, RNA polymerase II-specific
Source: RefSeq, a predicted model, not a curated record
AUGGAGAUAAAAGAAGCUUGCGGGCCCGACGGAUAUCGCCGGGUAAUUAUCCCUCCACAUUUCUUUGUCUCCCUGCAAUUAUCCAUCACCAAAUAUCCACAGAACCCACUUGAGAUCCUUGAAGCCGCUCAGGAACGGUUGACGAUGGAUGUCGUCAGGUCAUCCCGGCCGGACAAGCCGUAUCAGCGCACCUACAAGGCCUGCAUUCCUUGUCGGCAAAGGAAGGCCAAAUGCGACCUAGGAACAGGCCCAGAUGGCCUCCCGAUCGGCCCACCAUGUGCCCGCUGCCGAAGGGAACUAAGGGAAUGUGUGUUCCCCGAGAAACGGGCCUGGGAAAGGUCCCGCAAACGAGCGCGAUCACCAGAGAGCUAUGAAGCCAAUGUAUCACCCCGACACACCAGACAACCUACGACGGCCUCACCUGCUAGUUCUGUUCUCGCACAAGGACAGACCCACAAUGCCCACGCAAGCGAUGUAGCCAACUCAUCCCCCGAGACCAACUUUCAUCAGGAGCGCAACUUUCAGUCCGGAUGGCCAUAUCAUCGGGAUCAAACGGGGUCUCAUCGUGGCUCCCUCGAUAACCCUUCUGUAGGACCUUCACAAACCGACCAGUCCCCUUCUCAUACAUAUGAACAUAAUAGACACCGGGCGAAUUCCACACUUGCGAGCUCUAUGAUGCGGACUGUUGUUGCAAGUGGCAAUGAUGCACUCAACAUUCUCUUCGAAGCUGCAACUGCUCAAGAAGAUAUUCAUCCUGAUACUAGCUCCGAAUCGCUGGCUGGACCUCCAUCGGCAGGACCGAGUACUCAAGACCGAACACCGGGGAACUACGAUGGCGCAUCCGAUUCUGUGGCACGGGUAAUACAUCCUGUCAGGUUAUCGGACGCCACCCAAGACACUCUCAAUGUCUGGGAGGCUUGUCGGUUUGUCAAGAUGGGUUGGUUCACUGCUAGAGAGGCUGUUACUUUUAUUGAUUUGUUCUACAAGAAUAUGUCCUGUUUAUCUCCGAUUCUCACUGAUUUCUACGCCAACCAUCGAUAUCACUACUGGCUGAUUACUCGGGAGCCUGUUCUAUGCUCCACCAUUCUCAUGAUCUCUUCUCGCUACCACGUCCUUCCCGGAGCAGGGGGGAGUCGAGGAAUUUCUUUAUUCACCACCGACUAUGAAAAAUCAACAAAAUCCAAGGUACGGAGUCUGGGUACUGUGGAGGCGCUUCUGUUGAUGUCAGAAUGGCAUCCUCGCGCCCUGCAUUUUCCGCCCGAAACGGAUGGCUGGGACGAUGAUUUGAUCCCAUCAGCACCCAUGCAACAUGAGAAUAAUAAUCCGAGCUCAGCGCCUGACAGUCGCGGGGUAGAAGAUAUCAUUGAGCCAGCACGCCGAUCUGACCAAAUGUCCUGGAUGUUGCUUGGGUGUGCGCUGUCUCUUGCACACGAGCUGGGCAUAUUCGAAACACAGGGAAGCGGCUCACCAGCAGACGAACCAGAAUGGAGAGAUCAGAUGGAAAUUCGUUGGCAGCGUGUACAACGUCUGCUAUACGUCUACAUCAAUCAAUUAGCUUGGCGGAUCGGAUGCAUGUCACCGAUCCCUCAAUCAUUAAACCAUGCUAUCCUGGGCGGACGGAAGCCAGAAGGACUGGGUCCACCGGGCAGCACGUGGUUGACGUUCAUGGAUUCGUGGAUUGAGCUUACAAAGCUAGCCAAGUCUGUUACUGAUAUGUUCUUCCCCUCUGCCGCGUUUGCACGCCAGCAACUACACAGCGGCCGAUACGUUGGCCUUCUUGAGCACUUCCGACCUCUUCUAAAUCAAUGGAAAGACAAGUACCUACAGCCCCAAGUACUUGAUCAAGCAUUCUACAACGAUCUCUUCAUCGAAUACCACUUCGUCCGUGUCUACACUCAUUCAGUGGGAAUGCAAGCAGUAGUGGAGCGUGCUGUCGCAGAGAACGAUCCCAACAACUUCGACGGAGUGCGACCCAUGACCAUCGACCCCACAGACUACGAAUACAUCCAAGAAGUAAUCGAUGGAUGUGGCCAGAUCUUGCAGAAAGUCACCCAUCUAGCCGAAGCAGGGGCUCUACGCUUCUCGCCAGUUCGAAUCGUUCUUCGCAUAACCAGCGCCUCAAUCUUCUUGAUGAAAGCGCUUAGUUUGGGCACACGGCAAGCCAAACUCCAGGAAUCAAUUGAAAUACUCGAAAAGAGCAUCAAAGCACUCAAGUCCAACGCGUUGGAUGAUGUCCAUCUGAGCACACGCUACGCCACGCUGUUAGACAUGCAUGUCUCACGCUUGCGACGCAAUCUGCUUGCAUCGUCAAAAGCCAUGAAAAGUAGUCAAAAUGCUACGCGACGAUCAUCCAUGGGGCCUCCUCCUUGGCCGGAAAAUGGUGACCAGUCAAAUCCAAUGAGGGCCCCUGUAGUGCAGGACCCACCUCCGGAUCUAGGAUUCAUCCCAUCGUUGAAUGAUAUCGGUGCAGAUAACUGGCUCUCCUUGCCUUUUGAUCCAUCGAUGGCGCCGUUUGAUAUGAGCCAUGGAUGUCAAUUUCCGAUGUAUGAAGGUGGAACAUUAGAUUUCCUCUGGAAUCUGCCAUCGUGA